UCGGAUCGUGGCCCGGAUCGUGGCCCGGAUCCCUCCCUGGUGAAUCCCGCGGCGACGUGCUUCUGGGACGGCACUGCUGGGAGGAGACCGAAGCCUCCCCCUCUCGCGCUCUGGUCCGGAGCAGAGUCCUGGGGCGGAGAGUGCUUGACCCGGGGAGGGCUCCGCCGGCUCUGCAGCCGGCCCCGCGCCCAUGUGGGGACGGCAGGCAGCGGCAGGCGUGAAGAGAGGCCUUGCCUCAGGGAACCUGAGCUGCUACGCCAGGGACAGCCGUGGCCCCGAGAGAAGGUCCAGCCGGCGCGUCUGGGAAAGUACGGGCGGUUCCGUCUGAGACCCUGUUCCGGGAGGGAAGACCUCUGCUGGGGGGUUCCACCUGGAGGAUCUGGGUCCUGAAUGGAGGCUCCAGGGAAGACGCCUCAGUGUCCGGGAGAGGCCGGCCCCCUGGCAGAGCCCGAGUCCUGUGGGUGCCUCCGGGGCCACUGUGGCCUGUGCUCCUGACCGGCGCCGGCUCCGUGAAGGCCCCUCGGCAGCCGCGCCCCAGCCCUUUCCCAGCACCCGCUGCUGAUGGUGGCCUGGGACUGGGGUGCAGCAGGCUGGCGCCCGCUGGCCCCGUGGCGGCUCUCGGCGAUGGCUCCCUGCUGUGGACGGGGGACCUGGCCCUUUGGCAGUGCAGGUGGUGCAGACCAGGCCCUGCACCUGCUCUGUCCUGCUCAGCACCCCCAUGGAUGUAAACCACAAGGGGCGACUUUUCCUCCAAGGCCACUGCUGACUGACCUCAGCGGACGGCCUCCCCGGGGAGCGGCGUCGGGAGCGCGAGCCCUUCCGGGACGGCUCCGGUUACGCUGGUGGAGGCUGCGCUCCACAUCCUGUAAGCAGAAGGACACUUGGAAAACUCGGUAGCUUCCAGCCACGGCAGCAGUUUCACACCUGCCCCUCAUGGGACUGCCCUGGUCCCCGUGGGAAAAGGUGAGCAGCAUGGGAGCUGAUGCUGGGCAGAGGGGACCCGCAGAACCACCCAAAGAGCCCUGGUCUGUGACCCACAACAUUUCAGGGACAGAGCAGGGACCCGCCGACCUUACCACGGUUUUGUUUGCUUGCUUUGGAAUGUGCUUUGUUUCCAGGGUAGCCUUAUCACGAUUUCUGACCACAUCUCACGGAAAGGGCUCUGGUUGGGGGUUUCUGAAGUUUAACUCUUAGCAGCUGUCCCUGCUCUUGGUUCUGUCCCCCGUCUCUGCGUGGCUGGCACCGGACUACAGUUUUCCUUGGUGUGAACACAGCGGUCUGAGGCAGCUGGUGCUUUGGCCCCCGCCGAAUGCGUUCGUUAUGGUUACAUGUGGUCAGAGAACGUGAGGGCGCUGUCCACUGUAGCCCGGAUCCGAACCGACGGCCUCGGUGGGAAGACUUGUCGCCAAGCUGAGCCAGGCAGGAGGGUCGCUGUGGUUCACGGAGAGCGAGUGAACCCUGAGUUGGACGCAGCCGUGCUUCCCGGUUGGGUUUUGACGUUUCCAGCUGACCGAGAGCGCGCGUGAGAAUGUCGCGGUGCUGCUGCCUCUGGCCGGUCUGGCGCUUGCCAAACUUGCGGAGGGAGUUGCAGCCAUCCCGGCCCGUCACCCCGGAAUGCCCUUGUCUCCAAAGAAGAGGCAGAAGGGCACUCUUCUGAGCACCGCGUGCCACCACUGACCGCAUCUAGGACAGGGCCCAGGCCGGUCCCUGCGCACCAGCCCCCCCAUCGUGCCCCCAGUGGUCUGUGGUAGUGAUUUCUCCAAACGAGAAUCAAGUCCAGGUCAUUAUUGGCCAUUAUGUGUCUUUAGUUUCUUUUCUUCGGGGAAAACUGGUUCCGUGACGUGGACUUUUGAAGAGACCAUGCCGGUUUUCUCACGAGUGCCUGGUGUUGUGGAUUUGUUCCGCGCUGUGUCGUUUGGCUUGUCCCUCUGUCCCCCCGCUCCCCGUGUGCUGUGGCCUGGUGCUGAGAGGUGCGGCUGGAGUCAGGCGACAUGUUUUCACGAAGGCGACGCUCGCUACCUCCUGCCGCACCAUUCUGGGGGCUGUCCUGCCGGCACUGAUGCUGCCUUCCCCGUGUUCUUUAUUUUAUCUGUGUCCCUCAUCUGGGCGCCCCAAGAUGAGAGGACAGAUGCUGAACCCUGCCCCUUUGUCACCACUCGUGGGGGGAGCGGCGCUCCUCGCGUGUAGCUUCACGGUGGCAAAUGCUUCUGGUUUUCCUUUCUUUCUUGAAUGUCAGUGCGGAGUAAUGGGUUUUUAUGUGUUCCUUGUGUGAGGGUCUGUGUGUGUUUGGAUGUUCACACGGUUGUAGCUGAGAGCUGGGCGUCCUGCGUGGGCUCCCGACCUCCUGCGGCGGCGCUCCAAGAGCGCUUCUCUGGCCCCUCGGCCUCCCGCCCCGACCUGCCGGCUGCGGCUGCUGCCGCGCCCAAGCAGAGAAGCGUUGCCGUGUGCUCUGUGCUGCCUGCUGCGGCGGCUGUAGGUGCCCCGCCCAGGGACAGAGCUGGGAAACGUUUUUUUUAAAACAUGGGUGAAACAUUGCUGUAUUGUGUUACAUCUACUAACGGGACUCCUUAACAGAGUUGAAGCUGGGGUGUUUGAGGUCAUGAAGGCGACGGCUGUGUCAGCACAUCAGUGGGGGUGAGCCGCGCCGGCGUCCGCGGAAGGUGGUUUCUUGGUUCUUCCGAUAAGAAAAUAACAGGAGAUUGUCCAGGCCAUGCGAGAGGGUCAUCGUGCUGCCGAGAUGACAGCCGUCCGGUCUCCAGGAGAAGAUGCAGGUCUGCGCUGCGUCAGUGCGUGUCUGCGUCGAGAAGCGGGUCGCGGCGGGGCUCCCGGCAGGUGGUGGCCCACGCCCUGAGGCGAGCUGGUGUGCUCCCCGCGUGCCUGCCCCUUCGGUGGGGUUUAUGGUCUGCUCCGCUGGUUCGCAUUCAAAAGAUGGAGUUCAUAUUCCAAGGCUGAAGAUGGUGGACGUUUGGGGGCACAGAUGAGCCUUCGGAUCAGGUUUUUGCCCAUCUCCGACGACGCGGCCCGAGUAGUUAUGGUCAAUUAUGGAGAAUAACCAGGAAACUCAUCCCAAAAGGGAUGGUGAGUUGCUUUCUGAUAAAAUAAAUUUUAAAAUAGAAGAGGAAGAUGGUGUUCGCAUCCCUAAUCACAGUCUGGAAGGAGUGGCGAUUAAGAGGGAGCAGGACAGGCCCGGGGCAGAGCGAGGUGGGGAGCAGACAGAGGCCAGGGAGGCGGGCGGGGGCCGCGAGCCCCCCGGGCAGUGCCUCCCCGCCGACCAGGAGGAGGAGUACGGGGCUCUGUUCUCCCAGUACAGCAGCACCCUGUACGACGUGGCCAUGGAGGCCGUGACGCAGAGCCUCCUCUCCGGCCGGGGCGCCGGCUCCAGGAAGAAGUCGCCGGCCUGGAAGCACUUCUUCAUCUCCCCGCGGGACAGCACGAAAGCCAUCUGCACGUACUGCAUGAAGGAGUUCAGCCGAGGCAAGAACGAGAAGGACCUGAGCACCAGCUGCCUCAUGCGGCACGUGAGGAGGGCGCACCCCACCGUGCUGGGCCCGGAGACCGGCGGCGGCGGGCCGGCCCCGCCCUCCCUGUCGCCCCCGCCCCUGCGGCUGCCGCCACCGCCCGCCGACGCCGGAGACCUGGGCGCCACGCGCUCACCCCUCAAGCUCGCCCCAAAGCUGGCGUCCAAGGUGCCGUCCCCCGACGACGUGACGGAGGAGCCUGUGGUCCCCUCCGAAGACGUCCCCCCAGACACGUCUGCCCCUGACAGGUACGGGCGGGAGGAGUCCCUGGGGGGGCCGCCGCACCUGCCCCCGCUGCCGGGCGAGGAGAGCGCGGAGAACGGGCUGGAGAGAAACCCGCCGCUCCCCAAGGGCACGUCCGGGUCCCGCAGGCGGUCGGCUGUGUGGAAGCACUUCUACCUGUCGCCGCUAGACAACUCCAAGGCCGUGUGCGUCCACUGCAUGAACGAGUUCAGCCGGGGCAAGAACGGGAAGGACCUGGGCACCAGCUGCCUCAUCAGGCACAUGUGGCGGGCGCACCGCUCCAUCGUGCUGCAGGAGAACGGCGGGGGCUCGGGCAUCCCGCCGCCCUACGCCGCGCCCCCCACGCUGCUGCCCGCCCUGCCGCCUCCCGACGGAGACCCGAGCUCCGUGGCGUCCUCGCCCGGGCAGCCGGCCCGGGCGUCCCCCUCGGCGUCCUCCUCGCCGGACCGGCUGCCCGAGGAGCUGCAGGUGCGUCUGAGCGUCGGCGACGCGCUGGCGGAGGACACGGCGCCGGCCUCGGACGACGUGGGCGCGGCCUCGCUGGCCUCCUCCCCCGAGAAGCUGCAGGCUGGCGGCCUGAGCCCCGGCCCGCUGGACUGUGGCGCUGGGUCCCAGCAGAGCAAGAAGGUGAUAAAGAGGCUGAAGUCGGAGGUGUGGCAGCACUUCUCGCUGGCGCCCACCGACAGCCUCAAGGCCGUGUGCCGACACUGCGCCUGCGUCAUCAGCCGGGGCCGCAGGGGCGACGUGGGCACCAGCUGUCUGAUGCGGCACCUGUACCGCCGGCACGCGGACGUCGUGGGCGCCCCGAAGGGCGCGCUGGGCGCCAGCCUGGCCAACUCCCCCUACGCCACGCUGGCCUCCGCGGAAGGCGCCGCUUCCAGAUCGACUGACCUGCCCUCCCUGGUCCCGAGAAACAGUCCGGUCCUCUUUCCUGUGAGCAGCAAGAAGACCUCCAAGCUGUGGAACCACUUUUCCAUCUGCUCCGCGGACCCCACGAAGGUCGUGUGCCUGCACUGCGGCCGCACCAUCAGCCGGGGCAAGAAGCCCACCAACCUGGGCACCAGCUGCCUCCUGCGCCACCUGCAGCGGUUCCACAGCGGCGUGCUCAAGGCCGACGCGCCCCGGGCCGCGCGGGCUUCCUCGCCCGGCCCGCGGGGGCCCCUGAGCGCCCAGCUGCCCGGAGCCGCCUCCUUCGAAGACCCCAACGAGAAGUUCUACGAUUCUCAUCCCGUUGCCAAAAAAAUCACGAGUCUCAUAGCUGAGAUGAUUGCACUUGACCUCCAGCCAUACUCCUUCGUAGACAACGUUGGCUUUAACAGGCUGCUCGAAUACUUGAAACCUCAGUACUCUGUGCCCUCCCCGUCCUACUUCUCGAGGACGGCCAUCCCAGGGAUGUACAAUAAUGUGAAGCAGGUAGUCCUGUCGCACCUGAAGGAGGCGGAGAGCGGCGUGGUCCACUUCACGUCCGGGAUCUGGAUGAGCACGCAGACCCGCGAGUACCUGACGCUCACCGCCCACUGGGUCACCUUCGCGUCGUCGGCCCGGCCGUACCGCGAGGACCACCACGGCUCGGCCCUGCUGGACGUGUCGCAGGUGGACUGCGACUACAGCGGCAGCAGCAUCCGGAAGCAGCUGGAGGGCUGGUGGGAGGCCUGGGUGACGUCCAGCGGCCUGCAAGUGGGCAUCACGGUCACCGACAACCUGAGCAUCGGGAAGACGUUGAGCGAGGGCGAGCGGGCCGCCGUGCAGUGCUUCAGCCACACGGUCAGCCUGGUGGUCAGCGAGGCCCUCAAGAGCCAGCGCAUGGUCCAGAGCCUGCUGAGCACCGCGCGGAAGCUGUGCGAGCGGGUGCAGCGCUCGCCCCGGGCCAAGGAGAAGCUGGCGGAGCUGCAGAGGGCCUACGGGCUGCCGCCGCACCACCUCCUGCAGGACGUCCCGUCCAGGUGGAGCACGUCCUUGCACAUGCUCGAGCGGCUCGUCGAGCAGAAGCGGGCCGUCAACGAGGUGUCGGUCGAGUGCGGCUUCCGGGAGCUCAUCAGCUGCGACCAGUGGGAGGUAAUGCGGUCCGUGUGCCUCGCGCUGAAGCCCUUCGACGCGGCCGGCCGGGAGAUGAGCGCGCACGCGUCCACGCUCAGCCAGGUCAUCCCCAUGAUUCACAUCCUGAACCGCAAGAUCGAGAUGCUCUUCGAGGAGACCAUGGGCAUCGACACCAUGCUCAAGUCCCUGAAGGAGGCCAUGGUGAGCCGGCUGGCCGCCACCCUGCGCGACCCGAGGUACAUCUUGGCCACGCUGCUGGACCCGCGCUACAAGGCCUCCCUGUUCUCGGAGGAGGAGGCGGAGCAGUACACGCGGGACCUGAUCCGGGAGCUGGAGGCGCUGAACCCUACCUCAGACAACACGCCCAUCCCCAACGGCUGCGACGCGGGCGCCCCCUCGCAGGGCACGGUCGGGGAGGAGAACCUGUGGUCCCUCAUGGCCGAGAUGACGAAGAAGGGCCCCCGGGAGAAGACGAAGGUGCCCGAGGACAUGGUGCUGGCCUACCUGGAGGAGGAGGUGCUGGAGCACGGCUGCGACCCCCUCACCUACUGGAACCUGAAGAAGGCGGCCUGGCCGGGCCUCGCCGCGCUGGCCGUGCGGUUCCUGGGCUGCCCGCCGAGCAUCGUCCCUUCUGAAAGGCUCUUCAACACACCCACAGAGAACGGCAGCUUCGGCCAGUCCAGGCUCAUGACGGAACAUUUUGAAAAACUCAUCUUUUUGAAAGUGAAUCUUCCCUUGAUAUACUUCCAGUAUUGAAGCUCGCAGCGGAGCCGCCGUCGCCGGCCACCGUCGCUGCCCGGGCGCCCACGGUCUGUCCCGGGGAGGCGGCGUGCCCCGGCGGGCCCCCCACCCCGUCCAGCGUCACUGUAAUGCCUACGUGUGCCUUACUGCCGGUGCCGCAGCCGGGCGUCGCCGCGGGCCUCCCACGGCCUGCGAGGGAGAGCCUGUCCUGCCGCCGCCGAUGAAAUGCGAUGAUUCGGGUUUCACUCCCAACUGUAACGUGUUUUUUAAAAGUGGGGGCUUAGUAAUGUGUUUUACUAGAACGGCCGAGGAGAUGUGAGCAGUUUUAUUCUGUAGGCUUUUUAUUCAAUUAUGUAAAAACCACAAAUCAGGUACUGUAUUUUAGUUUAAGAAUUGCUUUAAUUCAACACAGCAGCUUUUGUGGCUGUUUAAUGAAAUCUGUAAAUAAGAGGGGGAGUUCAAGCCAUCCUGGCUGAGCAGUUUCUAACUGCAGGCUCUAAAGCGUGUCGAGUACAGAACAUUCUGGAACAUAGUGUUGGCUGCCACGGAGGUGCGGCGUCGGAAGAGGAAAGUAAACUCAGACGCGUCCCGCCGUGCCAGUUCUGUAGUGACUUGGUAGAGAGAGCGUCCCGGUGUGUGCUUCUGCUGCAUUCAGGUUUUACAUGGUCGACCUCGGCCAGAGCCCCGGACACCUGCUGUCGAGCCCACGCGCCAGGGGCCCGCACGCGGCAGUCCUGCUGAGGGCGCCCGACCCUCGGACCUGCUGUCUCGACACCAGGGAGCUAUCUUUUGAAAUUUGUGCACUGACCCCACUGACCCCAAUUUGAUCAAAUUAUGUAUAAAAUUGUUUCUAGAAGAGACGGCUCAUUAACAGGGAGGAGGUUGUUCCAUUGCAGUUGUAAGAGUAGCCUUAGGCGUCUAGAUUUUUUAUAUAAUAGGGAAGAUUCAGCCAUCGCUGGCGUGUUUCAGAAUCCCAAGGACAGCAGAAUGAAGCGUCAGUUGUCAUUCUUUGAACGAUGAUCUGUCUUCAGAAUUUUUGCUUCAACAUCUAGAAAAAAGGGUUCAUUUUCUUAUUUCAAACCAAUUAAAUAUUCCGGAUGAAACAAGUCACUCAUUUGCCUGUGACCUUUUAGAAAAGUUGUUUUGUUAAAAAAGGACCUAUUAUUAAUCUGGAUUUGCAUUGACUAUGUUUUAGUGUAUUUAUAAAUGGUGAACACAGUUUCUGAAAUUAAACUUUUUAUUUGCAAUUUUC
This is a messenger RNA of Mustela erminea (ermine), 7791 nucleotides long. RefSeq names its product zinc finger BED-type containing 4 (gene ZBED4). The record is from RefSeq and is a predicted model, not a curated record. The coding region runs from base 3042 to 6554 and encodes 1170 amino acids. The transcript is spliced from 4 exons. Gene Ontology annotation, molecular function: protein dimerization activity; DNA binding. Lineage: Eukaryota; Metazoa; Chordata; Mammalia; Carnivora; Mustelidae.